AUGGCCCGUUCCUCCAGCAUCAGCAGCAUGAGCUCCUCCAGCUCCGACGCCGAGGAGACGAUGCAGAUCUUCGUCAAGACCGUGUCCGGCAACAACACAAUCCCACUCACCAUUCCUUCAAAUACCUCAAUACGCACUCUCCGCUCCCUCCUGGCUCUGCGCACCAACCUGCACAGCCCCUCGGAUCUGCGCAUAGUCCACGCCGGCAAGCACCUCUCGUCGCCAGAAACCACCCUCUCCGACUACGCCAUCGGCCCAAACUCAACCCUGCACCUCGCCCUUCCCCUGCGCGGUGGCAUGCCUCCCAAGAAGAUCCGCUGCUCCUUCAAGGACUGCAAGGAUCGCGCCCAGCCCAUUGUCGGCGACUGUGGCUUCUGUACCGGUCACCACUGCAGCAAGCACCGCAUGCUCGAGGACCACAAGUGCGAGGGUCUGGAGGACUGCAAGAAGGAGAGCCAUUCGCGCAAUGCCGAUAAGCUCAACAGCGAGCGCACCGUUGCCAUCAAGGGUGUCUAA
Bipolaris zeicola 26-R-13 is the source of this 516-nucleotide messenger RNA. RefSeq lists its product as uncharacterized. The record is from RefSeq and is a predicted model, not a curated record. Gene Ontology annotation, cellular component: cytoplasm; nucleus. Lineage: Eukaryota; Fungi; Ascomycota; Dothideomycetes; Pleosporales; Pleosporaceae. The transcript is spliced from 2 exons. Bases 1 to 516 code for a protein of 171 amino acids. Gene Ontology annotation, molecular function: protein tag activity; ubiquitin protein ligase binding; zinc ion binding. Gene Ontology annotation, biological process: modification-dependent protein catabolic process; protein ubiquitination.